AUGGCACUGGUGGACGAAACUUCCAACCGCGGCAAACCUGUGCUUGACAAAUCGUCGAAGAUUGAGGCACGGCUAUCUCGCAUAAUCGUCGACCAUGUCAUGGCGAACCCGGAGGGUCAAACGCCAGGUAUCGACUCGGUGGAAGUGGUUCGCGGUUGCCGGGUAAUCAAAUGUGAUGACCAGUACUCAUUGCAUUUCCUGAUAAACGCUAUUGGCGAAAUUCAGAGCAGCUGGGAGGGCUUGAGGCUGAAGCUCAUUCCAGCCAGCGAGAUACCACCAGGGCCGAGGGCUCGCAUCUGGAUACCAAACAUGGAGUUUGAAGCCAAUCAGUUAAUUCCCUAUCUCUAG
Anastrepha obliqua is the source of this 348-nucleotide messenger RNA. RefSeq lists its product as uncharacterized. The record is from RefSeq and is a predicted model, not a curated record. The coding region runs from base 1 to 348 and encodes 115 amino acids. Lineage: Eukaryota; Metazoa; Arthropoda; Insecta; Diptera; Tephritidae. The transcript has a single exon.